AUGGGACGAGUGGUUGUGGUGAUGGUGAUGGUGAUGGCGGUGAUUGUGGUGAUGGUGAUGGUGAUGGUUGUGGUGAUGGUGAUGGCGGUGGGUACAUCAAAACUGGUUAAAGACUAUUUGAAGGAAGAAUAUCUGGGUAAACUCGAGACGCCUACAGCAAGUGAAUUAGUAGAACACGUCAAAAGCAAGUAUGGACUUACUGUGUCAUAUUUGAUGGCAUUAAGAGGCAAGCAUAGUGCAGAAAGUGAGAUUCGUGGUGACCCUUGUGACCAUUACAGUAGACUUCCAAAGUGGUUGCACAUGUUGAUCAAAAGAAAUCUGGGGACGCAUGCGAGUCUUAGCUUGGACGAUGAUGGCAGAUUUAAAUAUGUCUUUAUCGCUUUGAGUGCAGCUAUAAAAGGAUUGAAAUAUUUGCGUAAAGUCGUUGCCAUUGACGCAACGUUUCUAACAGGGCCGUACAAGGGUGCAUUGGUUGUUGCAACUGCACAAGAUGGUGAUCAUCACCAAUAUCCUUUGGCUUGGGUCAAGGUUAAUAAAGGCAUGGGAAGAAAGAGUAAUAGAGGUGAAUCUGUCGCUUCACUAUUCUACAAAUGCGCAGAAGCUUAUACGCUCAACGAGUUUGAAGAGCGGUUUAAUGAUUUGAAAGUCAGGUUUCCCAAGUUUGCGGAGUAUAUGCAGAAAGAAGAACUUGAUCCCGAGAAAUGGGCAAGGGCAAAAUUUACACGUCAAAGGUAUAAUCUAUUGACUACAAAUGGGGCCGAAUCGAUUAACUCCGUAUUGAAGAAGGCAAAAAGGUUUCCGUUGCUUGGGUUGCUUGAUAUUUGUCUUGGAAAGACCGUGGAAUGGUUCAAUAGGCAUAGAAUGGAAGCAGGUUCAACUGAUGACUCUCAUAAGCUGACACCGUUCAUUGAUAAAGUGCUUCAUGAGCGGUACGAGAUAGCAUGUACAUAUGAGGUAAUUGUGCUUAACAGUUUUACGGACGAGUUUGAGUCACGCAGUCGCAGCAGUCCACAAGACUGGCAGAGGCAAUAUUAUACCGGACUUAUGCUCUCCAUGCUUUCUCCGGGAGACAUGGCGGUUGGCUUAUCAAGAAACGGUUUAUUCGGUUCCUGA
Tarenaya hassleriana is the source of this 1113-nucleotide messenger RNA. RefSeq lists its product as uncharacterized. The record is from RefSeq and is a predicted model, not a curated record. NCBI's taxonomy places the organism in Eukaryota, Viridiplantae, Streptophyta, Magnoliopsida, Brassicales, Cleomaceae. The coding region runs from base 1 to 1113 and encodes 370 amino acids. The transcript is spliced from 5 exons.